CUGCAUGUCCUUGAGGUUGGGGCUUGUGGUCCAGUCCAGGCAGAAUACUUAAUUUGGCCAUUAGUUUUCCUUCCAAAUUAUCUAUCACCCUUUUGUGUUCCUCUUCAUCUUCCUCUACCCUCCCUCCCUUCCUUGUUUUUUCUUAAUUACAAAAUUAAUAAGAAUUAUAGAACACAAAUCUUCAUAAUCAAAGUUGUGUAGAUAUCAAAUGGAAGGAACCUCAUCACAACAAGAAAAAGAUAGCAUCACAUCCCCUCUCCUAUCAAAGGAGGAGGAUGAGAAAUUAGAAGAAAACUCGCCAAUCAAACAAGUGGCUCUAACGGUACCAACAACAGAUGAUCCAUCUCUUCCUGUUCUGACAUUCCGAAUGUGGGUAUUAGGAACCCUUUCAUGUGUUCUCUUAUCAUUCCUUAACCAAUUUUUUUGGUACAGAACAGAGCCUCUUACAAUAACAGCAAUCUCUGCUCAGAUUGCUGUUGUACCUUUGGGUCAACUCAUGGCUUCAAAAAUCACAAAACGUGUUUUCUUUAAAGGAACUUCUUGGGAAUUUACGUUGAACCCUGGUCCUUUCAACGUUAAAGAACAUGUUCUUAUUACUAUCUUUGCUAAUUCUGGUGCUGGCACUGUUUAUGCCAUUCAUAUUGUUACUGCUGUUAAAGUUUUUUACCACAAGCAUAUUUCCUUCUCUGUUUCUUUGCUUGUAGUCAUCACCACUCAGGUAUUAGGCUUCGGAUGGGCAGGUAUAUUUAGAAGAUAUCUUGUGGAGCCAGCGGCUAUGUGGUGGCCAGCAAAUUUAGUUCAAGUUUCACUCUUCAGGGCCCUGCACGAGAAGGAGGAAAGGCCAAAAGGAGGGUUAACACGAUCUCAAUUCUUCGUUAUAGCAUUUUUUUGCAGCUUCGCAUACUAUGUGUUCCCCGGUUACAUUUUUCAAAUGUUAACAUCACUCUCUUGGAUAUGCUGGAUAUUUCCCAAUAGUGUAUUGGCUCACCAACUUGGAUCAGGUCUAAAUGGGCUUGGUAUCGGUGCUAUUGGGCUUGACUGGUCUGCCAUUUCAGCCUACCUCGGUAGCCCACUUGCAAGCCCAUGGUUUGCUACUGCCAACGUGGCAGCGGGAUUUGUAUUUGUUAUGUACAUUCUGACUCCAUUGUGUUAUUGGUUCAACAUUUACAAUGCCAAAACUUUUCCCAUUUUCUCCAACAAACUUUUUACAUCAAAAGGUCAUGUUUACAAUAUCACAGAUAUAAUAGACUCUAAUUUUCAUCUAGACCAUGCUGCUUAUGAGCGACAAGGAAGACUUUACCUCAGCACUUUCUUUGCUAUGACUUAUGGUGUUGGCUUUGCUGCACUUACGGCUACCAUUGUGCAUGUUGCUCUCUUUCACGGAAGAGAAAUAUGGGAGCAAAGCAAAUCAAGUUUUAAUGAAAAGAGCAUGGACAUCCACACCAAGCUUAUGAGGAAGUACAAUCAGGUUCCCGAAUGGUGGUUUGUGUGCAUACUCAUUGCAACAAUUGCAACUACUGUUUUUGCAUGUGAAUAUUACAAUGAACAGCUUCAAUUGCCUUGGUGGGGUGUUCUGUUAGCAUGUAGCAUUGCAAUCUUCUUCACUCUCCCCAUUGGGAUAAUUACUGCAAUCACAAAUCAGAGUCCAGGGCUGAACAUAAUCACAGAGUACAUCAUAGGGUAUAUCUACCCAGGAUACCCUGUAGCCAACAUGUGCUUCAAAGUUUAUGGUUAUAUUAGUAUGACACAAGCCAUUACUUUCUUGCAAGACUUCAAACUCGGACACUACAUGAAAAUCCCUCCCAGAACUAUGUUCAUGGCACAGGUUGUGGGAACACUAAUUGCCGCUCUUGUGUAUUUAAGUACUGCAUGGUGGUUACUGGGAAGCAUACCAGACAUAUGCAAAGAUACAUCCUCUGUUUGGACUUGUCCAGGUGACACUGUAUUCUACGAUGCAUCAGUUAUUUGGGGUUUGAUUGGACCGCGUAGAAUAUUCGGAGACUUAGGAACCUAUGAGAAAAUAAAUUGGUUCUUCCUUGGUGGAGCAAUUGCUCCUUUGCUGGUUUAUUUAGCUACAAGAGCGUUCCCAGAACAAGAGUGGAUUAAACUCAUCAACAUGCCAGUGUUGAUAGGUGCUACAGGAAUGAUGCCACCAGCUACAGCAGUGAAUUAUACUAGUUGGAUUGUUGUUGGCUUUCUGUCUGGGUUUGUUGUGUAUAGGUAUAAGCCAGAUUGGUGGAGGCGUCACAACUAUGUUCUUUCUGGUGCUUUGGAUGCUGGUCUCGCUUUUAUGGGUGUGGUUUUAUACCUUUGUUUAGGAUUAGAGGAUAUUAGUAUUGAUUGGUGGGGAAAUAACCUUGAUGGUUGUCCCUUAGCUCAUUGCCCAACUGCCAAAGGAUUUGAGUUUCAAGGUUGUCCUGUUUCCACUUAAUUAGGAUUUAAUUAAAUGUACAUAGUUAUUUAUUGGUUAAGCUUCAUACUUUCUUUGAGAUUCAACCUUUUCAUUCAUCAAACUGUGUAAAAAUGUACAUAUUUUAUUUGUUUGAAUUGAUCUAUUCCAACUUUAUCUAUUGGUUU
Molecule: messenger RNA, 2577 nt
Organism: Cicer arietinum (chickpea)
Lineage: Eukaryota; Viridiplantae; Streptophyta; Magnoliopsida; Fabales; Fabaceae
Product: oligopeptide transporter 7-like
Biological process (GO): transmembrane transport
Molecular function (GO): oligopeptide transmembrane transporter activity
Source: RefSeq, a predicted model, not a curated record